GGCAGUCGCGCGGAGUUCCAGCCGCCAGCAGCUGUGAUUGGUCGGCGGUCGCCAGGCGAAGCUCUCCGGAGUUUCCGAGUGGCCGAGGUACAAGAAUCCCAGUGCUGUGAGAGUGACGACACAGAAGUGUGAAGGUGCGCCAGGCGGCAGUGAUAUCGCGGGCGCUGGUCGCAAGGGAAGUGCGCCGGGCGAACUCGCAGGAGCACACACUAGGCGGUCAGCUGCCUGGAGGCGGGGUUGGCAGACAAGUGCGGCGCCGCCGCCAAUUGCCCCCGCCGCCCCAGGGGUGUCCGCCGCACUGCAACUGCGCUGGGACAGCAGCUGUCAGGCACUGCUUCAGAAGAGACAACGCCAUUAGGAAACUGCUCAACAUAUCUGAAUGGGAGCCAUGGUGGUGCCACGGGUCAUAGCGGAGCUUCUGAAGUCCGACACCAGGCAGCAGCAGUCGGAGCCGCAACCACGUCGCGCGCACCGGCUGACAGGCCAGCUGCACUGGUACGAGCACGGGUCCUGGCUGCCCCGCACCGCUGAGGUCUCAGGAGGCUGCCUGCUGGUGCGUGGAGGGCCUCAGGAGCUGCGGCUGCCUCUGAGAAGGCUCAGCCUGAGGCCUGCCAGCCAGCCUCGCGCCUUUGCGCUCGUCGCACCCAACGACCUCGUAGUGGCCAUGUUCAAGGUGGCGAGCCAGGCGCAGUACGACGGCUGGGUGAAGGCGCUGGCGGCCGAGCUGCUGCGGCAGACUCCCCUGGAGGAGGUGCGGUUCCUCGACAUCCUGGCCAUCUCGGCCACGGUGGGGCGCCCCGAGCCGGUGUGUACAGUUGAGAGUGGCGUGCCGGCAGGUGGCGAGCCAGGCGCAGUACGACGGCUGGGUGAAGGCGCUGGCGGCCGAGCUGCUGCGGCAGACUCCCCUGGAGGAGGUGCGGUUCCUCGACAUCCUGGCCAUCUCGGCCACGGUGGGGCGCCCCGAGCCGGCGUGUACAGUUGAGAGUGGCGUGCCGGCAGGUGGCGAGCCAGGCGCAGUACGACGGCUGGGUGAAGGCGCUGGCGGCCGAGCUGCUGCGGCAGACUCCCCUGGAGGAGGUGCGGUUCCUCGACAUCCUGGCCAUCUCGGCCACGGUGGGGCGGCCCGAGCCGGCGUGUACAGUUGAGAGUGGCGUGCCGGCAGGUGGCGAGCCAGGCGCAGUACGACGGCUGGGUGAAGGCGCUGGCGGCCGAGCUGCUGCGGCAGACUCCCCUGGAGGAGGUGCGGUUCCUCGACAUCCUGGCCAUCUCGGCCACGGUGGGGCGCCCCGAGCCGGCGUGUACAGUUGAGAGUGGCGUGCCGGCAGGUGGCGAGCCAGGCGCAGUACGACGGCUGGGUGAAGGCGCUGGCGGCCGAGCUGCUGCGGCAGACUCCCCUGGAGGAGGUGCGGUUCCUCGACAUCCUGGCCAUCUCGGCCACGGUGGGGCGGCCCGAGCCGGCGUGUACAGUUGAGAGUGGCGUGCCGGCAGGUGGCGAGCCAGGCGCAGUACGACGGCUGGGUGAAGGCGCUGGCGGCCGAGCUGCUGCGACAGACUCCCCUGGAGGAGGUGCGGUUCCUCGACAUCCUGGCCAUCUCGGCCACGGUGGGGCGCCCCGAGCCGGUGUGUACAGUUGAGAGUGGCGUGCCGGCAGGUGGCGAGCCAGGCGCAGUACGACGGCUGGGUGAAGGCGCUGGCGGCCGAGCUGCUGCGACAGACUCCCCUGGAGGAGGUGCGGUACCUCGACAUCCUGGCCAUCUCGGCCACGGUGGGGCGCCCCGAGCCGGUGUGUACAGUUGAGAGUGGCGUGCCGGCAGGUGGCGAGCCAGGCGCAGUACGACGGCUGGGUGAAGGCGCUGGCGGCCGAGCUGCUGCGGCAGACUCCCCUGGAGGAGGUGCGGUUCCUCGACAUCCUGGCCAUCUCGGCCACGGUGGGGCGGCCCGAGCCGGCGUGUACAGUUGAGAGUGGCGUGCCGGCAGGUGGCGAGCCAGGCGCAGUACGACGGCUGGGUGAAGGCGCUGGCGGCCGAGCUGCUGCGACAGACUCCCCUGGAGGAGGUGCGGUUCCUCGACAUCCUGGCCAUCUCGGCCACGGUGGGGCGGCCCGAGCCGGCGUGUACAGUUGAGAGUGGCGUGCCGGCAGGUGGCGAGCCAGGCGCAGUACGACGGCUGGGUGAAGGCGCUGGCGGCCGAGCUGCUGCGACAGACUCCCCUGGAGGAGGUGCGGUUCCUCGACAUCCUGGCCAUCUCGGCCACGGUGGGGCGGCCCGAGCCGGCGUGUACAGUUGAGAGUGGCGUGCCGGCAGGUGGCGAGCCAGGCGCAGUACGACGGCUGGGUGAAGGCGCUGGCGGCCGAGCUGCUGCGGCAGACUCCCCUGGAGGAGGUGCGGUACCUCGACAUCCUGGCCAUCUCGGC
Molecule: messenger RNA, 2413 nt
Organism: Bacillus rossius redtenbacheri
Lineage: Eukaryota; Metazoa; Arthropoda; Insecta; Phasmatodea; Bacillidae
Exons: 5
Coding region: 380-982 (200 amino acids)
Source: RefSeq, a predicted model, not a curated record